Messenger RNA from Fonsecaea erecta, 633 nucleotides. RefSeq lists its product as hypothetical. Gene Ontology annotation, cellular component: membrane. The coding region runs from base 1 to 633 and encodes 210 amino acids. The record is from RefSeq and is a predicted model, not a curated record. The transcript has 2 exons. NCBI's taxonomy places the organism in Eukaryota, Fungi, Ascomycota, Eurotiomycetes, Chaetothyriales, Herpotrichiellaceae.
AUGACGGCUGGCUUCAUCUGUCGCGAGGUCGCCGCACACUACCAAGCUGCAGACGGCCAGGGUAGGCCGGUUCAAGGGCUUUUCUACAGCGCCGUACCCGUUUUUACCCUCCCGCUAUUCAAAUUUCUGCUCUGCUCUUCAAUCAUCGCGGACUUGUUGCCGCGGCUGAACCCGACUAUCUCCUACAUCAUCAUUUGGACCUUCUUCAGCGCCGUCAUCUCCUGCACCGCCCAGGGCGCAUCGACGUACUUCAACCCGGAUGCCACACAAGGCACUGUGAGGUCGGCUCUCGCACUGCUUAAGGCGAGCCUCUUCCUGCAGCUGGUGCCAAACGGGGCGUCUGUCUGUGUCCUUCUCCACCUGCUCUUCCGACAGGACUCGAAUGCCGUUCGGUGCCGAACCCUUCUGCUGUCAUUGUUCGUUCUCAUGGCGCUAGUCUUCCUGCGCAAUGCCUUUCGGACCAUCCAGCUUUUCGUGUCAGCACGCUCGCCAUUGUGGACCGAUGAGGUGUAUUUCUGGGUCUUUGAGGGCUGUGUGAUGCUGUGCUAUACUGUUCUAUUCCAUGCCCUCCACCCUGGAAAAUUCGCUCACAUGGGGGUUGGUGACUGUUACCGAGGAAGACGAUGUAGCUGA